AUGAAUUAUGGUGUUGAUAUAUUAAGAGGCACAACCCUUUAUGCAGGUAAAUGUAUGUUAGAACUCUUUGACAAUAAUCUUAUUAGUUAUCAAUACAAAUAACAUGAAGCAUAAUUGAAUCUAAGUUUAUAUGAAUAAGGAUGGUCUUAGGUAUAUUUACUUCAUUCAAAUUGUUGUCCUUGCUAAAACAAAGAUCUCAAACCUUAGAAUUAAAUUUACUCUAAAAUUAAAUUAGCCACAGUUGCCAUGUUAUGUGAUAGAGAUUAUAAUUUUUUAAUUACAAGAAGACACUCUAAAAUGAAAACCUUUCCUAAAAGUUGGGUUUUCCCAGGAGGAAUGGUUGAAUAACAUUAAAAUUUAGAAAGUGAAUGUCUUAGAGAACUUUAAGAAGAAACUGGAUUAAAUGUAUUACCCAUUCUUUCAAAAAUUGAAUUAAAAGUAAUGUACGAAUCAAUUUAUCCUACCAAACUAGAAGAAAAUUAAUAUCCUAUUAAACAAACCUUAUGUAUGUUUUAUGAAGUAAAAAUUAAUCAACCUUAUUCAAAUCUCACCAUUAAAAUUUAAGAAAAUGAAGUUGAUGACUUUAAAUGGCUCUCAAAAAAACAAUUACUUUAAAUCAUGAAUGGUUAAAAUAACGAUCCACAAUUUCUUUAAAUUACUGGAAUAUACCCUAAUUAAUAUGGAUCAGGAAUUGGAGAAGGACACGUUAAAGCAUUUUUGCAUUGUUAUACAUGA
Messenger RNA from Paramecium sonneborni, 735 nucleotides. Lineage: Eukaryota; Ciliophora; Oligohymenophorea; Peniculida; Parameciidae. The record is from the annotation of a GenBank genome assembly.